Elaeis guineensis (African oil palm) is the source of this 1996-nucleotide messenger RNA. The record is from RefSeq and is a predicted model, not a curated record. Lineage: Eukaryota; Viridiplantae; Streptophyta; Magnoliopsida; Arecales; Arecaceae.
GAUGAAAUGCAUGCUGAAUAUCAGGAUCUGCAUUUUUUUUUUAAGCUGUUUUCCGGGAAUACAUUUUGACUCGGUUAAGGUCAUUUUUUUUAUUGAAAAAAAAAAAAUACAAGGUGUCAUUUUCACAAACGACUAUAGUCUAGGGUGUUAUUUUUAUUUAUUUACUUACUAGGAGAGGCUAUUUCUCAUCCAUCACACUGUACCCAUCUAAUUCGGUAGGUCUGAUCCAGCCACCAUACUUAUCUAAUAAAUAAAAAAGAAUCCAAAGAAUGUGAAAUUCCUUGUAAACAGAGAUUAUCAGGUGUUUGAUACACAGUUAUUCUGCUAUUCUGAUCGGCGGUACCGUCAUCACUAUUGUAAAACCUUUUUUUUUUUUUUUUAUAAAAAAGGAACACUAUGACAUGAAUCAUGUGAACUUUCUUGUAAACAGAGAUUUGAAGAACAGGACCCACCAUCUCUUCUUGGAUUCUUUAGGAUGGUAACUUAGGAAAACAGCAUCCUUGGACAUGUUAGCCGACCGAAAUCCGUGCUUGUCACUGGCUUCAGGAUAGAGCGAGAAGCGCGCACGCUUCGGCUUGGUUUUGGAUGGAUGGGACAUCAGAAGGAAUAUUAAUAUUGGAAAAAGGAGUAAUGAGUCAUAUCUUAGAGCCACUCAUUGAUGGAAAGGGGAAAAAGGCUAACGAUAGGAUGUCCUGAGCCUUCUCGUCUCCUGAGAUACCUUAUCCCAUAAUUAACUACACCUGUGUGUUCUGUCCAAUGAGUUGCUGAGAAGGCUCAGUUAGAAGGGAUCAUAAGGGAUCAUGGAGCCAAGCUCAAGUCUGCUGGGUUUGGUGGUACAUAUACCGUUAUCCUUUUAUAAAGCCUGAAGAGCGACCCACUUGAAGCCUAAGGCGCCACUUUGCCUAGCUAGCUACCUUGGCUAGCUGAAACAAACCUUGUUUCUUGCAAAUAUCUAUCCCUUGUCAUUCUUGCCGACCUCAUAAUUAUGUCAUGCCAACGUGUUUUAGUUUCGAUGGUUGUUCCCGAGAAGCAACUUGGAUAAUUCCUCCUAACCCCAUUGCUUCCCACUAAAGGGUCCUUUCCCUCUAUAUAAACCUCAUACCAAUCCUCUUGAUCUCCAUACUCCAAAUCCUCCUUUUUUUCUAUUUCCCUUCCACUUCUCAACCAUUGACAAAUUAAAAUGGCGAAGGCCUUGUUGUUUGGGGUGCUAGUUGCACUAGCUUUUGCAUUGGCUCAUAGCAUUCCAUUCGACGAGAAGGACCUCAGAACUGAAGAGAGCCUAUGGAACUUGUACGUGAGGUGGCGAGGCUACCACACCGUGUCCCGGGACCUCGACGAGAAGCACAAGCGAUUCAAUGUGUUCCAGGAGAACGUCAAGUUCAUCCAUGAGUUCAACAAGAAGGAUGCACCCUACAAGCUUGCUCUCAACAAGUUUGGUGACAUGACCAACCAAGAAUUCCGAAGCUGGUAUGCGGGUUAAGUGCAACACCACAGGAUGCGCCGCCGGAGCCCUCGUGGCGCCGGACGUUUCAUGCAUGAGAACGUUCAUGCCCUCCCUGCAUUGGUUGAUUGGAGGCAGAAGGGUGCAGUCACCGCCGUCAAGGAUCAAGGCCAAUGCGGGAGCUGCUGGGCAUUUUCGACGGUGGUUGCUGUGGAGGGUAUAAAUCAGAUCAAGACGAAGAAGCUGAUUUCCUUGUCAGAGCAAGAGCUUAUUGAUUGUGACAAUGAGGACAAUAAUGGAUGCAAUGGAGGAUUAAUGGAUUAUGCAUUUGAAUUCAUUGCGAAAAAUGGUGGUAUAACAACAGAGGCUGCGUAUCCUUACAAGGCAGACGAUGGAAGAUGCGAUGUUUCCAAGGAGAAUUCUCCAGUAGUGACGAUCGACGGACACGAAAAUGUCCCUGCCAACGAUGAGGAAGCUCUUAUGAAAGCUGUGGCUAAUCAGCCAGUGUCUGUUGCUAUUGAAGCAAGUGGUUUGGAUUUCCAAUUCUAUUCCGAG